Messenger RNA from Rhizoctonia solani, 1833 nucleotides. Its product is annotated as mitofilin domain-containing protein. Gene Ontology annotation, cellular component: MICOS complex. Gene Ontology annotation, biological process: cristae formation. The transcript is spliced from 8 exons. NCBI's taxonomy places the organism in Eukaryota, Fungi, Basidiomycota, Agaricomycetes, Cantharellales, Ceratobasidiaceae. The record is from RefSeq and is a predicted model, not a curated record. Bases 1 to 1833 code for a protein of 610 amino acids.
AUGUAUCGCCGGCGGAUCCUGCUCGCUGCCCCGGGUGCCAAACCCGUUGUGCGCGUCCAGCGCACCAGGUUCGUCAAGGGAUACGCAACUGAGGUCCCUCCAAGUGCGAGUGGAACCCUCCCGCCCCCACCACCUCCGCCAAAGAAGAAAAGGGGAUUUUUCCGUCGGACGUUGUUGUACACGUCCAUAUUCGCCGGAACUUUCUAUGGGGGAAGUACCUUGGUCGCGCUCAACAGCGAAAGGUACCAUGACUUUUUCGUCGAAAGUGUUCCAGGAGGCGAAGAGAUAAUGGAAAUCGCCGCCGAUAGAGGAUGGGACCGAGUCCGCCUCUCGUCCAUCCCACAACGAACCAUCGACGCAACAAAAGACACAUACAACAAACUCUCCUCCUCCAUUUCCUCCUCCUCCUCCUCAUCUGACAGGGCACGCAAAGCCUCCCAAGCGAUCAUCACCCGCGUCGAACGCAACCCCAACGCACCCGACUUUUCCACCGUCGGAAAACAGAUCGAGGCCAAGGCGUUCCAGUUCUCAGAGGGCGUGAGCGAGCUUGCUAAAGAGGUCGAAGCUGCACUGCGAGGCGAGUCCAAGCCGGGUCCGAUCGGGUCCGACACCCAUGGAAACGCAAACGCGGACACCAAGACGUUGUAUCCGGACGCGGCCCCCAAGCGGGACGUCGAGGUUCCGCCCCAGUACGAAAAGGAAUGGACACCUCCCAAGGCCUCCCCCGGGCUACGUUUUGCCCCCGCCCAAGUCGAACAAGGAGCCAGGGAGCCGCCAAAGGGCAAAGAUGUGCUCCCGCUGCUGGCCCCCAAGCUCAACGCGUCCGAACCCGUCAUUGCCCAGCUGGCCAAAACGAUCGACUCGCUCGCGGCGUUUGUCCAGGCUAAUCCGUCGGCGCUGGAUAGUGCCCAAGGCGUCCUCUCUACCGCCCAGAUCGAUCUUGAAAAGCUCGGGGAGCGAACGCAAAAGCUCGAGAAAAAGUUGGACGAGCAGGCGAAAGAGUACGAGGACAAGUUGCUCGGACUUGAGAUGGAGAGCAGGGAAAAGUUGGAUAAGCAAGAGGAAGACUGGAAGGGUGUGUUUGAGGAGGAGAGAAGGAAGAUUGUCGCUGCGUAUCGGCAAAAGCUCGAAAAGGAGCUCGAGACGCAGGGUGAGAUUAUCAAUCAACGGUUGAAGGAAGAAGUCAUGGCCCAAGGCAUCGAACUCCAACGCCGCUGGAUCCGCGAAAUCAAAGUCCGGGUAGAAGCCGAACGCGCAGGCCGUCUCGCCAAACUCGACUCGCUCUCGACCUCGCUCAAAAAGCUCGAACGCACAACGGCCGACAACGCCUCCCCUCCAGGGCGACGAGCGCGCGGGUUCAGGGACGAGCUCCGGGUUUUGAAGAGCGUGGCCGGGGAGUCCGAGGGCGGCGAGAUCCUGGACGGGUUGUUGAAGAGCCAGGUGCCGGACGAGGGCGUCGAGCCGCGCGCGGACUUGACCGAGUGGUUCACGACUUCGGUCGCCCCCGCCGUGCGCAAGGCCGCGCUUGUCCCCGACACCUCGGCCGGCGUGCUCUCCCACCUCGCUUCGUCCGUUUUCUCUGCGCUCCGCCCUGCCCCGGCUCCGUCGCUUGCGUCGAGCGGGAACGAUGUGCUGAGCAGGAUCGCGAGGGCCGAGUAUUACUUGAGCCUCAAGGAUUUGGACAGUGCUACUCGGGAGGUUAACCAGCUCGAGGGCUGGCCGAAGCGUUUGGUCAAGGACUGGCUGGAGGCGGCUAGGAAGAGGCUGGAGGUUGAGCAGGCGUUGGAUGUGGUUCAGACUGGAGCUACGUUGGCUAGCCUGUUGGUCCUUUGA